AUGCGACUGAACUUCUAUUUAUGGCUAGGUCUACUUGGUCUUUCCAACCUUGUGGCUGGCAAAGCUCUCGACAAUGUGUUCAACGUCAAGAGUGGAACCACUAAAGGAGGAUGUGAUAGCUACAGGACUGGCCAAGUAAAUGAAAACCUGGAUGCCUAUUUCGAAGAGGCACAGAAAAUCAUCAAAACCGCAUCCAAUGCCUUUGGAAAAUACAAUACGGAUGUACAAGUUCAGAAACUUGGAAAAACUUUCUUUGGAAUAACUCCAAACUCCCAGCAAACAGGAACCAAUUCCAACGAAGAUGCGGAUUUGCUUAAACAUGUUCAAGAAUGGUUCAAGGACCUGGAUACUUAUGCCCAAGGAGGAAGCGGACAGAAGAUUCCCCUUUAUUGCAACAGUGAUUGGCUUGAAGAAACAACAACAGUGUAUGACUCCAGUGGGAAGGCGAAGAAUAAUCAAGUGGUCUCGGAUGACAAGGCCUACGGGAAGACGGUACCACAGCUCAAAAAAAAAACUUGGGUCGCAUUCUGGUCUGAGGACCUGAAGGAAUACUACUUUGGUGCUCCAUACAGCACCAACCCUCCAACAUAUUGUGGGGAUAAUGGGAAUAUCGCCGUGGUGACGCCCAUGUCCACUGGGAAAGAAUCCCUUUCUUUAACCCUUUGUCCUGGCGGCUUUUUCAAAAAGCCUGAUACCCUGGAAGCACUCGACGACUCGAGCAGCGAUAUUGGGCAUUCUCUUCAGUCACUAGAGACUAGGAGCUUAAGCAUUGUACAUGAACUGGUUCACGCCUGUAAAGGUCCAGACGAUACGCCUGAUAUUAAUGCAUGGGGACCUAAGGCUGCGAUAAAACCGAAGAUUAAGGGCCAACCGAAUCCUCUUUGGCCAGGGAAUACGGACGACUUUAUAAAAAAGAGAAAAGUAGCUUACACCGCAAUUGAUGCUAUUCUGACAGCCCAAGCGACAAACCCCCGGCAGCCGACCGAGAACACCCCAGAAAGCUACGCUUGGGCCGCACUGGCCGUCUAUCUUGCUGAGAACGGCGCGAAGAUGGACUACUCGACUGGUCUUGCGAGGCCCAUGGGUGAGCCAUUGACGUCCCCUGCCCCACCUAGAAGGUUCAGAAAGGAUGUGAUGGUGAUAGCAAAGGACUUUAUUGCCUAA
This is a messenger RNA of Penicillium waksmanii, 1164 nucleotides long. RefSeq lists its product as uncharacterized. The coding region runs from base 1 to 1164 and encodes 387 amino acids. The record is from RefSeq and is a predicted model, not a curated record. Lineage: Eukaryota; Fungi; Ascomycota; Eurotiomycetes; Eurotiales; Aspergillaceae. Gene Ontology annotation, molecular function: metallopeptidase activity. The transcript has 8 exons.